Molecule: messenger RNA, 1072 nt
Organism: Arabidopsis arenosa
Lineage: Eukaryota; Viridiplantae; Streptophyta; Magnoliopsida; Brassicales; Brassicaceae
Source: the annotation of a GenBank genome assembly
CUCACAAAUCCGAACAAACAUUGAUUGUUACACUAAUCUCUCGUAAUUUCUACACACUCUGAUCGCUAAAUGGAAACGGAGAUAUCGGGAAUGGAUAAUCCAGCUAUGACCUUCGACGAGGUUUCCAUGGAACGCAGCAAGAGCUUCGUUAAGGCAUUGCAGGAGCUCAAGAACUUGAGGCCACAACUUUAUUCAGCUGCUGAUUACUGUGAAAAGUCUUAUCUUCAUAGCGAGCAAAAGCAAAUGGUAUUGGACAAUUUGAAAGACUACACUGUAAAGGCUCUAGUUAAUGCUGUUGAUCACCUUGGAACUGUAGCUUCCAAGCUUACUGAUCUUUUUGAUCAGCAAAAUUCAGACAUAUCAACUAUGGAGUUGAGAGCUUCUUGUGUUAGCCAGCAACUGCUUACAUGCCGGACUUAUAUCGACAAAGAAGGUCUUAGACAACAACAGCUAUUAGCAGUUAUCCCAUUGCAUCACAAGCAUUACAUUCUUCCCAAUUCUGUGAACAAGCGGGUACACUUUAGUCCUCUCAGACGAACUGACACAAGACAGAAUCAUUACCAAGCUAUAUCCCGUCUUCAACCUUCAGAUGCCCCUGCAUCGAAAUCACUCUCCUGGCAUUUAGGCUCAGAGACCAAGUCUACCCUCAAAGGAACAUCCACGGUUGCACCAAGCUCCAAAGAUUCAAAAGCUUUCACAAAGACAUCUGGAGUGUUCCAUCUCUUAGGUGAUGAAGAAAACAUAGUAAACAAGAAGCCUUCGGCUGGUUCUCAGGUCUCAGGUGUUCCUGCUGCAUCCACUGUAACAAAGCAGACCUACGGUGUUGCCCAUAAGGAUUUGGAGGUUCCCAAACUUCUGACUGCUCACAGGUCACUUGACAAUAACCCGCGACGAGAGAUCAUUCAAGCUCCUGUCCGGACAAAGAGUGUUCUUUCUGCGUUCUUCGUCAAACAGAAAGCUCCAAAGCUCAAAGCCGGCUACGUCUCGUGAAAACACCAACUCUUUGUACUGAUAAGGAAUGUCAAUGUCAUACCACGUUUCAUCUUAAUAAUAAUAACAGGUUGAUUUUAAU